CCGUAUAUUAAGUGGAGGUCGCAUUUUAAAGCCCACUGUCAUCCAUUCAUAUAUAUAAAUUUAAAAAAAGAUACAAAAACUUAGAACAAAUCAGCUGUUAAACCAUAACAAUAGCUCAAAACAAUUUAGCAUAAGAAUAACAAACAGUGUUAUGAAUUAAACAUGACAUAAAGUUUGACCUUAAGCAAUUGUCAUACAUAUAACAUACGGUCGUCAUCGUUGGGCAACAACACAAAGUGAAAGUUGGAAAGUGGAGUCAUGCAGAAAAUAUUGUUAAUAAGUGGAAAACGAAAAUGCGGCAAAGAUUUCAUAUCCGAAAGGCUACUAAAACGGUUGAGCAAUCGGGCCAUCAUUGUGCGAAUUUCGGAACCCAUUAAACGAGAAUGGGCAAACAAACUGCAGCUGGACAUGAGCGCCAUGCUGAGCGAUGGACCGUACAAGGAGCAAUAUAGACGUGACAUGAUAGUCUGGAGCGAUGAAGUGCGACAGCAGGAUUACGGUUUCUUUUGUCAUGCCGCAAUGACGCAAGUCUCGCUAGACCAAUACGACUACGUCAUAGUCAGUGACAUACGUCGCAAGAAUGACAUACGCUGGUUUCAAGAAACAUACGGACAAGCAGCAGUACAAACAAUACGCCUUACUUCACAGCCAGAGACGCGCAAGGCUCGGGGCUGGCUUUUUACGCCGGGCAUUGACGACGUGCCUUCUGAAUGUGAUUUGGAUGAUGGCGUCUUUGACUACGAGUUGACCAACGACGAUGAGCAGGUUACUGGUGAGCAGCUCGUCGACCGACUGCUGACAAUGCUGAAGAUAAGCUGAUUAUUAAAAUGAACUUAGGCUGAUAUAAUGGUG
Molecule: messenger RNA, 852 nt
Organism: Drosophila busckii
Lineage: Eukaryota; Metazoa; Arthropoda; Insecta; Diptera; Drosophilidae
Product: probable phosphomevalonate kinase
Exons: 3
Coding region: 259-819 (186 amino acids)
Biological process (GO): cholesterol biosynthetic process; isopentenyl diphosphate biosynthetic process, mevalonate pathway
Cellular component (GO): cytoplasm
Molecular function (GO): phosphomevalonate kinase activity
Source: RefSeq, a predicted model, not a curated record